AACUCGCUCAUAAGAACACCUCGUCUAUGGACGUAAGUCUAUGCAUAUAUGACAUCAAGGAAAGCAAGAAAAGUUACAGCUGAGCACAGCUGAGCAGAAGAUAAAAAAAUGGCUACUUGGAUGAAAUUUGCUCGUACCUUUUCCAAAAAUUAUGCGACUGCUGCUGGCGAGCAUCAUAGUUCAGAACAGACACAGGCUUUGUGGAAGAGGCUUUCAUUUUUCGUAGGCUUACCAGCGAUAGGUCUGGCUAUGGUUAAUUGCUAUUUGAACCAUCAGGCUCAUGAACAUGACGAGCGUCCAGAGUUUGUCAAGUACGAUCAUUUGAGGCUAAGAACUAAGCCUUUCCCAUGGGGAGAUGGUAAUCAUUCUCUUUUCCAUAACCCCCAUGCAAAUCCUCUACCAGAUGGUUAUGAAGAUUAGAAAUUAAUUCUAUCUGGUUUAUAAUGGUAUGUAACUGUUAGCAUUCUCUAUAUGUGUAUCAUGCAUUGUAUUGCUUUCUGAGCAAUCAAGUAAAUAAAUGGGAAAAAAUACAAUAUUUA
This is a messenger RNA of Linepithema humile (Argentine ant), 539 nucleotides long. Its product is annotated as cytochrome c oxidase subunit 6A1, mitochondrial. Gene Ontology annotation, molecular function: enzyme regulator activity. Gene Ontology annotation, cellular component: mitochondrial inner membrane. Gene Ontology annotation, biological process: mitochondrial electron transport, cytochrome c to oxygen. Lineage: Eukaryota; Metazoa; Arthropoda; Insecta; Hymenoptera; Formicidae. The record is from RefSeq and is a predicted model, not a curated record.